This is a messenger RNA of Gossypium raimondii (Peruvian cotton), 2054 nucleotides long. RefSeq names its product cyclin-dependent kinase D-3. Gene Ontology annotation, biological process: protein phosphorylation; positive regulation of transcription by RNA polymerase II. Bases 414 to 1655 code for a protein of 413 amino acids. Gene Ontology annotation, cellular component: cytoplasm; nucleus; transcription factor TFIIK complex. Lineage: Eukaryota; Viridiplantae; Streptophyta; Magnoliopsida; Malvales; Malvaceae. Gene Ontology annotation, molecular function: cyclin-dependent protein serine/threonine kinase activity; RNA polymerase II CTD heptapeptide repeat kinase activity; ATP binding. The record is from RefSeq and is a predicted model, not a curated record. The transcript is spliced from 7 exons.
GUACUAAUAAUUCUCCAUUAACACACUCUACUCUGUUAAAUUCUCUCGCCAUUCGCCAUGGCUUAUUCUUCACCGAAAAUUACAUAUAUUUUUCAUUUUUUUUGAGUAUAUAUUAAUAUUGUCAUCAAAAUUUGAUGUCUGGUUAUUAUUUAAAUCUAAAAUUUUCCUGCCACUUUUCGUUUUCAAUUCUUUCUUUCUUUUCCUGAUUUCCGAUCAUUUCCAAUCGUAUCUAUUUUUUUCCUCUUUUUUUCUUCCGGAGCUCAGAGAUCGAAAAAGUUUCUCACAUUUUCCUUUUGCGUUUGAAGAUUGGUAAAUGGAAAUUUGGAGAAAAUAAGAGUAAUUCGUUGUGAAAAUUCUAAUAAACAAAAGCAAUUUUUUAUUAAAAGAAAACAAGUAAAGAAAAUAAAAUAAAAAUGACAGAAACGGAACCGUCGAAGAAAGUGGCGGAUAGGUAUUUGAAACGCGAGGUUCUUGGUGAAGGUACUUAUGGUGUUGUCUACAAAGCCAUCGAUACGAAGACAGGACAGAUUGUUGCAAUUAAGAAAAUUCGUCUUGGAAAGCAAAAGGAAGGGGUUAAUUUUACCGCACUCAGAGAAAUUAAACUUCUGAAGGAGCUUAAAGACCCCAAUAUAAUUGAGUUAACAGAUGCAUUCCCACUCAAGGGUAACUUGCAUCUUGUGUUUGAGUUCAUGGAGACUGAUCUUGAAGCUGUUAUUCGAGACCGGAAUAUUUUUCUCUCACCAGCUGACAUCAAAUCAUACAUUCAGAUGACUUUAAAAGGGCUUUCUUUUUGCCACCGGAAAUGGGUUUUACAUAGGGAUAUGAAGCCAAAUAAUUUGCUGAUAGGACCCAAUGGUCAGCUUAAACUUGCUGACUUUGGAUUAGCACGCAUAUUUGGGAGUCCAGAUCGUAAGUUUACUCACCAGGUCUUUGCUCGAUGGUAUAGAGCUCCUGAAUUACUUUUUGGAAGCAAGCAAUAUGGUUCUGGCGUGGAUGUUUGGGCAGCUGCCUGUAUAUUUGCAGAACUUCUCCUACGGCGACCAUUUCUACAGGGCACAAGUGACAUUGAUCAAUUAGGAAAGAUCUUUGCAGCUUUUGGGACCCCAACAUCUUCUCAAUGGCCAGAUAUGUUAUACCUUCCUGAUUAUGUAGAAUACCAAUAUGUUCCUGCACCACCUUUGCGCUCCUUGUUUCCAAUGGCCAGUGACGAUGCUUUAGAUCUAUUAUUGAAAAUGUUUACUUAUGACCCAAAAGCUAGGAUUUCAGUGAAGCAAGCAUUAGAGCACAGGUAUUUUUCAUCUGCACCUCCACCUACCAAUCCAGCUAAGCUCCCUAGGCCUGCUCCUAAAACGCAAGCAUCAGAUUUUAAUCCCCAGGAAGGUCCCACUGUCCUUUCUCCCCCAUGGAAGUCAAGGAGAGUAAUGCCUGAUCGUGAGAGGUUUGAAGGUAAUUCCAACCAAAAGGAGAAGAUCGAUGAGCGUGUUGGUGAAGUUCGACAGGCAGUUGGUGAAAUUGCAGGAAAGGUUGAACAGGUACCAAUGUCUGUAGAUUUUUCAAUCUUUGGCUCAAAACCUAUGAGUAGGCCUACAAUUAACAGUGCUGAUAGAUCUCAUCUGAAGAGGAAACUUGAUCUUGAUUUCCAGCACAAUGAAUAAGAAAAAUAAAAGUCUACAUAUUUGUAUCUUUGCCAGUAUCGUGUUUAUGCAGCGUGGAUAUUUAUGAACUAUAUGGUGGCUCCUUGAAGUUUUUUGUUAACCAACCAAGGUGGGUUAUCUAUAUCCGCAACUUGGUUUCCUAUACAAUCAUAAAGAAGCUGAAGAUUUUUUAUUUUUCAGAGGAUUUUUCUUCACUGUGAAGGAAGAAGCGACAGGUGACUCCUUUUAACAUUUUGAUGAAAUUUGCAUUAUAUAGAAGGUAAAAAUUAAAACAUAGCUUGGUCUACAUAAACUAGACGAGAAAAAGAAUAAUUCUUUAUUUUUGUUGUUGAUAUUUUGGUGCUUGACGACAGCUUGAUGGUUCUGGUUUAUACAAAAAAAUGAUGUCUUAUUUAGUCA